Molecule: messenger RNA, 7945 nt
Organism: Topomyia yanbarensis
Lineage: Eukaryota; Metazoa; Arthropoda; Insecta; Diptera; Culicidae
Product: neuropeptide SIFamide receptor-like
Exons: 7
Coding region: 808-3030 (740 amino acids)
Biological process (GO): G protein-coupled receptor signaling pathway
Cellular component (GO): membrane
Molecular function (GO): neuropeptide Y receptor activity; peptide binding
Source: RefSeq, a predicted model, not a curated record
GAAGCACAACAGCAGUUACAAUAAAGCAGCCACCUUCAUGUGAAUUUGGUUGGUUGACUAUUAUUCUUUUUUACUACAUCUCAUAAGCAGCAAAAGCAAGAGUUAUAUCGCUUAAGUAAAAAAAAAAAUUGGGAAGCAUUUUUUGGGAAUACCUAGCAGAGUAUUGUAGUUCAUAAGUCAAAUCAGCGAUCAGCAUCUAGCAAACGGAAAGUUAUAAUAUUGUGGUAAAAUAAUACAUAUUCAUAUGGAGCAACGUGUUAGCGAAAUAGCACAAAUAAAAAGCUUACCAAGUUGUAGUGAAUCAUAAUCAACAUAAGCAAAUAAAAUUAAAAGAAAAAUAUCCACACUCAACCGAAUUUGUAGCAAGUAACGAAAAAUUGGUAGUUCUUAAGGUAAACGAAAAAGUUUUUUCGGAAAUUUGGUGCAAAAAUGGGUCACUCGGUGUCCAGUGCAGAAAAAUAAAUACGAGUUUAGUUGUAGUUUUUUUGUGUGCGUGUAUCCUCACGCUUAGCUAAAAUGUGUAUUUUAAAUGACUGAAGUAUCUAGAAGAGAAUAUCAAAAUAAGUUCACAGUGAACAUGUUUAAAAGUUUACCAUAAUCAUCAUACCCCAAAAUUGCAUCCUUCUAUUGUUGAUGGUUUUUGGUGGAGGAGAAGGAAGCAGAAUAAUAAUCAGUUCGCCCCCAAAUGGAUAUAGAUUAGUGACCCCGUGUGCGCGUGUGUGUAUAUGUGCUUGAAAGUCAGUGGACUGCGAAUAUAGGUCAUUGCAAAACAAGUUGGAAUUGUUUCGCCAGUAGUCCGGAUUCGCUAUGGAUUUGGGCGGUGAAGUUUUUACCAUGGGCCUGGCGCUGAAGCUCCAGAAGAUGCCCCCGGGAGCGACACUGGACUUUGGCGAGUUCCGGAGGGAAAACUCCAAUGCGGCCGCCUUCACCAGCGACUUGGAUAGCUACCAAGCCCAGGAGACGACACUGAACGACACCGGCCCGUACGAGGAGUAUGAACUCUUUUACCGACAUUCGUCCACCAUGACGGCUGUGUACUGUGUGGCCUACUUUGUAGUGUUUAUCGUUGGCCUGGUUGGGAACAGUUUCGUCAUUGCCGUGGUAUUCCGAGCGCCCCGGAUGCGCACCGUGACUAACUUUUUCAUCGUGAACCUGGCCGUGGCUGACGUGCUGGUGAUAGUGUUCUGUCUGCCGGCAACGCUGAUGAGCAACAUCUUUGUGCCGUGGAUGCUCGGCUGGUUGAUGUGCAAAACCGUACCUUACAUCCAGGGAGUCUCGGUGGCGGCGUCUGUCUACAGUCUGAUAGCGGUUUCGCUGGAUCGAUUCCUCGCUAUCUGGUGGCCGCUCAAGUUGCAGAUUACGAAACGUCGUGCCCGAUUCAUGAUUGUGUGCAUUUGGAUCAUCGCGCUCAGCUCGACCAUUCCGUGGGCUCUGUUCUUCGAACUGGUGCCCAUCUUUCCGGAGGCGCCUGAAAUUCAACUGUGCGUUGAAGUUUGGCCGCCUGGAACCGAUGGCGCGCUGUACUUUCUGCUGGCAAACCUGGUUGCAUGCUACCUGCUGCCGAUGACACUCAUCACCAUUUGUUAUAUACUGAUCUGGAUCAAGGUCUGGAGGCGAUCCAUUCCCGGCGACUCGAAAGACGCCCAGAUGGAUCGAAUGCAGCAAAAGUCCAAGAUCAAAGUUGUUAAGAUGCUAGUUGUAGUUGUUAUUCUAUUUGUACUAUCCUGGUUGCCACUGUACGUGAUUUUUGCUCGAAUUAAACUGGGCGGCGCACUGGAGAGCAGCGAAGAAGAGCUACUACAGAUCGCGACUCCUAUCGCACAAUGGCUCGGAGCGUCCAACUCGUGCAUCAACCCGAUCCUGUAUGCAUUCUUCAAUAAAAAGUACCGAAAGGGAUUCGCUGCCAUCAUCCGAUCGAGGAAGUGUUGCGGACGGUUGAGAUACUACGAAACCGUGGCUAUCGCAUCAUCCUCAACCAGUACCCGCAAGUCAUCACACUACCACAACAGCACCAAACGUCCACCGUACAGUCCGUCGAUCAAAUCGACGGAUGCCGUUUCGUACAUCUAUGAGGAGAAAGGUGGCCGAAAGCAUCAUUCGAUUUCGAAGCAGGACAGCAACCUCUCGCGGCACAUGUUGCUCAAACAGGAUAGCAGCAUAUCUCGCCAAACACUGCUUAAACAGGACAGCAUCGCCUCACGAUCCGCAAUAUUGUAUCGGCAAGAUAGCGACAAUUCGCGACAGAUGCUUUUGAAGCAGGAUAGUAAUGGUUCGCGGGAUUUGCUUUCCAAGCAGAACUCGGCCUCGGACUCAAUCUCCCGCCAGGAUAGUCAGAUUUCGUACAUUGAGCCACGUAAAGGCAUCCUGUGUAAACAGGACACGCAAAUAUCGUACAUAGAACAUACGGGUGCCAGCAAAAAAUACUCGGCCUCGCUGUCUAGCCAGGACAGCGUCCUUUCGAUCAUUGAACACAAAAGACACAAACUCGUAAAACAAGACUCCAUUUUCUCAUUCAAUGAGCCCAAGUCAGGUAAGAAGAAGCCUUUCCAUAGUUGGUGUCCAAGCACGUCUCCUGCACGUAAAAGCACGACAUUUCCUAUCGCACAACCACCACUAAUAGCACUAGCAAAUCCUACCACUAGAUGGCCGCUUUUCGGAGCUCGUAGUUGUUGUCCACCUGUCCACAAUCAUCAUUUGUACCACCACCCACAGUGCAACUGCCAGCGUCGCACGUCGCUGCUCCUACCGACCAUUAACCAACGGCACCCUCUAUUGUUUUUGCUCAUUGUAGUGUACGAGAGUGCGGCCGCACCUCCAAACAAGCGACACCAGCUGGUUAAACAGCACUCGGUUAUCUCGUUUGCCGACCAGAAGCGCGGCGGCAGCCUAACAAAGCAGGAUUCGGUAACGACCAUACACCGGACCGGUAACGGUGAAGGGCCGUACAUCUCGUCGAUCCUGAAAAAAACCGACUCACAAUGCAGCUCGGCCUCACCGAUAAGAAAAAAUAUUGGAUUUUUCGAAGGAUAGGUUCUACACUGCAUGGGUGACCUUCGUCCCAGGCCACUACCAGAGGACACCGAAACACGCUGCCUACCCUAGAGGGAAGACCCAUAGAACACUCACCAUAGUCGUAUGCUAUACAAAAGCUACAAAGAUACAUUGAUGUUUCCAAGCUUUGCCUUCGGAAAACCAAAAAAAAAAAAUACGCUUCACCUCCCUUUAUUCACCGUACGGUUCUGGCCCAGUCCACAGUAGCUGUGAGAGCCAUCCCUAUCCUGCACUAUCUGUGCAACGAGCAAGCACGCUUUCAAGCAGGAACUGUAGAUAAUUCGUCGUCAUUUCCUGCCACAAAUAUAUAUAUCACCCAGAAGCAAAAAGUACGGAUCACAUCCGUUUUGCUUCAAUAGAUAAGGUACAAAAAUAAACCCUCCCACAGCACCCACCGGCUCUCGCACAUGUUCAUUCAACAGCCCCGUCCAUCACAUCGAUUGGAUUCUAGUUCAUUCAGUUUAGUACCUAGUGGAAAAAUACACCUCCAACCAUCAGCACCACCACCACCACCACCAGUUAUUUUCCCACUUAAACUGCCAUGUAGUCCAUAACAAUCAACAUCAAUCGACUACUGAUCCGAAAUUGAGGGAAAUAGAAGAGUACUCACCAUUCCACACACCCCAUACUCACCUCUCACCACCACAACUCGGAUACAACAGAUCCAAUAAAUCAGACACUGCGAGUGCAAACAGGUGAAUAAUCUCCGAAUCGUAAGCUCGUACGGGUGUUGGUACAUGCCUGGGUACGUUUUAAAAUCAGAAGGCAGAGUCUACUGAGUUUACUCUAGCAGUCGAUCGGUGUCAAAAGUAUGUCAGAAUAGGUUUGGUUUGGUUUUUAAGUGUGUGAAACUAGCGUAUUUAUUUCCAACGAUGAAAGUAAAAACAAAAGCAAAUCCGUGUAUAUCGCGCGAUACAUCAACUAUUAAACAGAGAACAUAAACAGUAUAACACAUACAUCAUUAGCGCGAUAUGAGUGAACCAUUCGUAUUAGCAUGUUAAUAACAAAUUUCCAAAGCUAGUGAGAAAGAGCUUUUCUAAUGCUAAGGUAACAUAAGCUUUACAAGAUACGACGGAAUAUAAAACCAUGUUUCAAUAGGAGUGGCAAUGUUUAGUUUUUUGUUCUGCUUCCAGUACGCGGAUGUAAACAUUUCAGUACGGUAUUGUUCGGUGUAUUUCUAUCUGUACUAUUUUUUCGUAGUUAUUUUUAAGCGUGUUUGAUCUGUGCUAUUCAACGGGGACGGAAAAGCGUCAACUUCUUGCCGAAUGCAUAUAGGGGAAGAUGAGGUAAUGGGGAACCCCGGGGCAAAAUGCAACCUUUGCUUAUAUCGAAAAUUGCUGAAAAUUUCGAGCAAAAAGUAUCACCAGCUGGAAGUUCGUCAUAGUAAACGUACACUGUUAAAGUUUGAUAACCGUAUAUCAAUAGCAGCCCGAGAAAUAUUCAAAAAACAAGAAGGUGCUCAUCUCGUGUAAUUAUUGUGGCUCGUGUAAUAAGGAUUUUCAGCUGAUAUAAAUUCUGUUUUAUUUUUACUGAUAUUAGUACUUAUUUUUAUUGGUUUUUAGCUUUAAAUUCCACUAUAUGAUUUUUACAGGAUACUAUUGAUUGAUUUUCAUUAGCAUUGUUUCCACGAUUUGGAAAAAAAAUCUUUUUUCUUUUCAAAGAUGGCCUCCUUUCGAGACUUUCUUCGGGGAACCAAAUACAAAUAUGUUAUAUUUGGUUGAACCUUGAAGUGAAACGGCAACAAAGCUCGAUUGAUGGUAAAAAAAUCUACACUUGUGUCAAAUUUGGGUGAACAAAAUAGACCAAGAUAGGGAUUUUUUUAAUUUUUUGUAGAAUUUUUAUUAAUUAAUGUAAACAUUUGCGCAAAAGAAAAACUAUUUUACUUCUUUUUACAUUUCUUACAAAAGAAAUGUAUAGGAUUCGCUCAAACUUUGAAAACUUUCUCCGAGGCCCGGAGGGCUGAGUCUCAUAUACCAAUCGACUCAGCUCGACAAAUUGAGACAAUGUCUGUAUGUGUGUAUGUAUGUAUGUACAAAAUGUCAUGUAAUUAUCUCAGCAAUGGCUGAACCGAUCUUAAUGAAACAAGUUUCAAAUGAAAGGCCUAACGUGCCCAUUUGACACUAUUAUUUUUGUUUUUCGAUAUGUUGUUUACUUUCUGAGAUAUAGGUCAUUUUGUCAAAACAUUGCAGGUUUUUAGUAAAUAACUUUCAAACAAAGCAACGUGGUUCCACAACCUGCGCAUAAUAGAAACCUUGUAAAAAUACAUUUCUAUCAAGCUAUAUAUUGUCAAAAUCCGUUCACGAGCGAGGGAGAUAUUAAACAUUUUGUAUUUCUAUUCCUCGCUUACCAAUUUUCACUAAUUAAAAAAGAGACCGUUUCAUAUAGAGUAUACUGGUGCUUUAGGGGCAAAACUAAACCGAUUUUGAAUAUCGGAGUAUGAAAACACAUCUAAGUGAUUCAAGGAAUUUGAUUUAGAAAACAUUUAGUGAAUUACCUAUCUAAUAAUUGAACUAUUUCUCAAAAAUCAAUAGGUAAGUUCACUUCAAAAACAAAAUAAUGCGUUCAUAGUGAAUUUUUUUCUGGAGUUCAUGUAUUUAUCCCUUGGAUUAGGCGAUGCGUUCAGCCGUGAAGUAAAUAUUGGAUGGUAUAUAACUAUACAGAUCAUCAAGUAAUUCACCUAGUAGUGAGAUAACAGACUUCACUUACAAUUAUACUCGCGGCAUCACCGAAAUAAACUGUAUUUUUGAAUCCCAAAACUCUAGCAAAAAUUUAGCUCUUUGCAAAAUUUAGAUUAUAUUGGUUAUGGCGCAAAAAUUACUACUUACAUUAUUUAUAAUAAGGAUGUAAGGAAUCAAUAUAUCGCAUAAUAUACCUAUAAAAAUAAAGUCUCGGCAUGAACCAUCAUUUGCCAUUCCUCACAUGCCCUCCCCAUCUCUAUCUCACUCUCUCGCUCUCUCUCUUUAUCUCCCUCUCUCUCUAUCUCUAUCUCUCUUUCUUCAUGUUGGUGGCAACUGUCACGACUCACAUCUAUCUUGCUAUUUCUCUAUUCAUUUCUAAGUUGUGUGAUAAGAUUCUCUGCUAAUCUUUAUUAAUAUUCAAGCUAAUUUCAUGUGUGCGAUAUAAUUGUGAAGGUUUGAGAAAACAAAACUAUUUUUUGUCUGUUACCCUAUUAUUUUCUUUGCAUUUUAGUGUACAAGAGACUUGCGGAAACAAGUUUAAUAAUACAUCCUACAUGUCAAAUAAAAUAUUUGUAGUCCGAGAAAAUUUGCAAAAUAUUUGCCUUAUGGGAAAACUAUAACUAUUUUCAAGGUGAAAUUGGUAUUUCGAAACGUUGCACUAUGGGUAGACAGGUGACCAUCGAAAACUACAUAAACUCAAAUUUAAUUCAGCUCUAUUCAAAGCUUGUAUAAACACUAUAAUAAAGGAAAUUCAUGGCUAUCACAGAAAAAUAUGUGGCUUAACUGGGAGGUGGGACACGUGCGAUAUUUCAACUCUUCAUAUCUCUAUUGAAUUUUGAAUAAAACAUAUGCUCAAAUAUGUCAUGUGAAAACUAAGAACACCUUUUUGGGAUGAUAUUGAAAAUGCACAUACAUUGUAUUGGUAUGAACUUUCAUGAAAAAUAACGGAUGAAAGCCCAAAAAUAUCCACAAAUUAGAUCCGGGAAAAGAAGUCUCCCAAAGUCCCCACUCUCAAUGGGGGAUGCAAGUACAAGGUGUCUUCUAACUUAUCGUCGUGCAUAUCUGCUCUAUACUGAGUACACUUCAAUUGAAGUUUCAAUGGAAGUCACAAUUAGUAGUGAGGCAUUGGGUAAUUCAGCACACGUUUCGUUCGAGUUUUCCAUAUUGUACAAGUAAAUUAGCGAGGAUUACAAUCAGAGUUUAUGCAUUGGACAGAUAGUUGAUCUGACUACAUUUUUGCCAUCCUGACAGUUCGAACCAUUUCUUUUUCACAGUAUUGGAUUGUACAGGGCUUAUUUAUCCAUAUUUCCUGAACGAGAAUUCCGAACGAAACAAUAUGUAAGUUAUAAGGAUGACUGGAAAGAGACUGCAUUAUAAUCAACUUAAUGCACGCCUUUUAUACUAUCGACAUAGCCUAGACACUUCACACUAUUUAUUUUAAUUCAAAUGAAAACUUUGAAACAUCUACUUGUCUCUUUUACGAAUCGCAUUCUCCAUCUUUUGCUCUCUGUUCAAAGGGCUUUCGUGAGAUUUUGUCUACUUUCCGAAUCUGUAAUAAGUUUUGAUGUAGGCGUUCAUUUGAUAAAGUUGUGACAUAUUUGGCGAAUGAAGAUUCGUCAAAUCGUUGUAAACGUCACGAAACAAUGUGUCAUGCGACCUUGUCUCACUUUACUAUAAUCAAUGGCGCAUUAAAUUACUGGACCAUCAAAUUCUAUUCUGCACAAUUUUUCGGGAAUAUGUGACCAAAAAGUAAACUUUGAAUUCCAAAGCAAAUUGAACGUUCCAGGUUCCUGAUAACUAAUUAAGGUCCAUCAAUAAUGUUGAAACACUAAAUAAUCUUAAAACGGCGCUGUCAAGUAAAGAAGCGUGAAAACGAAAAGACUAAAACAAAAAAAGGAUAGCAGCCCUAGAAAUCCCAUUGUAUAUUAAUUAGCCUUUUCCCGGAAGAUAAAAUUUUCAAAAUCAUUUCAUAACUUUCUGAUGCAAUGGUUCUCAAAUUCGUACAAUCUGGAUUAUUUUAUUCAAAAAUGUUUUUUUACUUUAACUUUAAAUGAUCAUUGCAUUUUAAUUAAUUGUUUUAUUCAGCAUCUUUUUAUUAAUUUUGUUCAUCUGCGUUCAUUUAAUCUACUUUAUUCGUUUCAUCAUUUGGAUUCACUCUGAUCAGUUUAUUCAUUUCGUGCAUUUUAGUCAUAUCAUUCAUUUCACUUAUUUUAUUC